UGAGCAGCCAAUAUGAUUGGAUACAUAUUUCUUUUUGUAACUUUGGCUCUGAGAGGAACAGCUGCACUUGAUUCAAGUGACCUAGCGAAAAUUGAUGCCACAUUUUCUUCCUUUAUUACUGGUGCAAACUUGGCAACUACUGUUAGACUAGUAUUCCAUGACUGCGUUGGUGGGUGUGAUGGAUGUGUAAACAUAAAUGAUCCCAGUAAUGCUGGUCUGCAAAACAUCAUUGAACGAUUAGAUAAAGCUUACACUAACAAAAGGACUGGAUACUCAAGCCUGAUGUCAAGAGCUGAUUUCUGGGUGUAUGCCUCCCUCUACGCUCUGAAGAAUACAACUGCUCAAGCUAACGCAGCGUGCUCCGAGGCAGCUUGUGCUGUCCCAGAAUCAUCUCUUGUUUUCACAACAGGAAGGAAGGACUGUGCAACUGCACCUUUCACAGACAGCAUUGACGGACUACCUGGAGCAAACCUAAACUAUGAAGGAGUUGUUGAUUACUUUAGGGAUGAAUUUGGAUUUACCGACGAUGAAAGCAUUGCAUUGAUGGGAGUUCAUACCCUAGGUGCCGCUCAUUCAACUGCAUCUGGAUACCAAGGUCCCUGGGUUAGAGGAGAAACAACCCUGUUUAACAACCACUACUAUUCAACAAUGUCAUCAUCUGGAUGGAGGCAGCGCAAUGUUGAUUUAACUGGAUCAAGUCCUAAGGUUCAGUGGAACAGCGGAACUGGAAUGAUGCUGAACGCUGAUAUGGGAUUGUUCAAGGACUUUACUCUCAACGACAACGGGGAAGCUUCUUGUACUUAUGACAGUUGUGGAGCAACACCUGGAGCCGCCAAGGUUUUGGAGUAUAGCAAAAGUAACGCAGAUUGGGUUCGGGAUUUUGAAAGUGUGUUCACAAAGAUGAUCAAUCAUGGAGCUGAAAACCUUCAAGAAGUAGCAGUCUAACCGAACAUAACUUUAUUAAUUUAAAAAUAUAUUUUUCCCACGAUCAAAAUUAGAAUAAAAAUUGAAGCAAUU
This is a messenger RNA of Eurytemora carolleeae, 1017 nucleotides long. Its product is annotated as putative ascorbate peroxidase. Gene Ontology annotation, molecular function: heme binding; peroxidase activity. The record is from RefSeq and is a predicted model, not a curated record. Gene Ontology annotation, biological process: cellular response to oxidative stress; response to reactive oxygen species; hydrogen peroxide catabolic process. The transcript has a single exon. Bases 13 to 945 code for a protein of 310 amino acids. Lineage: Eukaryota; Metazoa; Arthropoda; Copepoda; Calanoida; Temoridae.